Molecule: messenger RNA, 507 nt
Organism: Ilyonectria robusta
Lineage: Eukaryota; Fungi; Ascomycota; Sordariomycetes; Hypocreales; Nectriaceae
Exons: 1
Coding region: 1-507 (168 amino acids)
Source: RefSeq, a predicted model, not a curated record
AUGGUUGUUAAAGUCGAAGACUUAGAGGUUAAAUAUAAAAUGAGGGCUAAGUAUACUGAGUUCUUAGGUCUGCCACUCAGUAUUGAGCCGAAUAGCCCUCUUAGAUUCACCAUUAUACACCGGGUACAUGGGCGACAAAUGCUUACAGGCUGGCCGCUACUUCCAACCCGACUUAUAGACUGUAUCAAUAAGAAGAAUAAUAUUCUUAUCAAGACGUCAUCAAGCAAUUACUUCAAGUCUAACUUCCAUAAGUCUUAUUACCCUAUGUUGAAGGAUUUACUCCUUGAUGUACAAAUUCCUCUGGAAUGGGCAGAUGAGAGUAUUCAGCCAAGGCCUUUUAAUGCUCGGUUAGAACUUGUGGGAGUUAAGAUGCUAAAUGAAGAGGAUAAUAAGGAUACGUUUGAAGGUUGGGACUCAGAGGAGGAUGAGGAUAAAUUUGGUAUUUUUGGGGAGGAUGGAGUAAUUAAAUGGGAUAUAGCCGAGGAAGAUGUCAAUAAGGAGUUUUAA